UCAACAGAAACAAGAGCUCUAAGACAAUGACAAGCUUCGCGGUCGUCGCAAGACUCAUCACAAGAGCUCCAAGAGCUCGUGCUUCUGUCCCAACAAGACUCAUCCAUGGGAGUACAAGGAAUGAAGUAUCCGUCAGUGACAAAGCCACUGAGGCUCAACAAAAGGUGGCCAAGAAGGCAGACGAAGGAGCACAGACUAUCUCGGACGCUGCGGGUAACUUGAAGGAUAAGGCAAAGAACACUGCAGAGGAAGCAUGGGAUAAGGUGAAGGACACUACGGAGAAGAUCAAAGAUACGGUCACCGGAAAAACCGAGGAAACCAAGGAGUCCAUUAAAGCCACAGCCAAGACCGUCGAGAGAAGCAUGAACACCAAGAACCCCAAAUGAUAACAUACUGAACUUUUAAAAUUUUCACUAUAUUAAAUAAAAUGUCAUUUACCUAAUGGAGUUUUGUUUUGAUAUGUUUACACUUUGGUUUGUAUUGAGAAUACUGAAUACGU
Molecule: messenger RNA, 499 nt
Organism: Capsella rubella
Lineage: Eukaryota; Viridiplantae; Streptophyta; Magnoliopsida; Brassicales; Brassicaceae
Exons: 3
Coding region: 27-386 (119 amino acids)
Source: RefSeq, a predicted model, not a curated record